AUUAAGAAAAACGAGAUUUCUAUUCUAAUACAAAGGUUUUGAAAUUUACGAAGUUCAAACUUCUAGUUGUACACUUUAAAGUUGUAGAUAGUUAUUAAAAUUAGAGAUGAUGAAGUUAAUGUUCAGUUAGUAGUUCAGUUAUCGUUAUCACUAAUCCUCAGUCUAGCCUAUAUCUUGGGUGUUUAUUUAAAAACUGACGGGAUUGUAUUUUAACGCGGGACAUUUAGCCUAUUCUGAAAGCUUUCUUUUUUUUAAGAAUGACUAAGCUACCCGAGUUCAUCUUAUUAUUUAUCGUAAUAUAUUUAUCUCAAAUCGCUUUUUGCAUAAGAAAAUGGGAACACAAGAGUCUUAAAAAACUAUCCAAGUCAGAAGUUCAAAUUAAAACUUAUCUAUUCCCAUGUUCUAGUGACAAAGAUAUUUUAAAUUUUACUUUUAAUCAUAGGAAUCAUCGUUUACACAAUUGUAAGAGAAAGUUUGUGAUAAAAUUGACUGUUAACUCUGGAGGAGAGUACUCAUACAAAACUGAUGGGUUCAUACCAAUUGACCAUGUAAUAGACGGGGUGUCUGGCAGGAAGAAAAGGCUUUUGAAUCCAUUCAUGGUUAGAUUGAAGAGAGAGAAAAUGUACCAGCUCUACGAUUUACAACUAGUUAAGAGUGUUAACGCUGAAGCCAAAGAAGAAGUGAUAAAUUAUGAGAAUACACCAAAUUACACUGGAUGUGACACAUCAUCCUCUCAUCCGACUUGUGGCUUCAGCUUUUACAAUAACAAGAUAAUACAGUUCAGCGAAGGAUUUUGCUGUUCUUGUGAUCAAAAUAAAAAUGACCUAAGGCAGCCUUGUGAAAGUCAUACACAUGAAAUUAAAGACUUUCCAGAUAUGGAAUAUGCUGUUCAUCGCCCCAGAAGCAACCGAACUAGUAGGGCCUUAAAAACUGCAGAGCACCAAUCAGACUCAUCAAAAACAACUAAUCAUUUAAUGGAAAAUAUAACUUUAAAAACACAUGAAAUGGAGCAAUAUCCGGAUAAAAAGCGUACAUACACAAACAGUCCUUCAAAUAUUGAUGUAGAUUCAGAAGAGAAAGAUAAUGAAAGUCACUUGCAGAAAUAUAUUUCAACAAAACCAAAUGAGAAAAUGGAACUGCAAACCCCCAUACAGUUGAAAAAGUCUGCUUUUGAUGACCAUGCUGGUUUUAAGGGUAAUUUAAAUGAAUACUUUGCUACUCUCAAAGAUGCUGAAGCUCCAAACACCCCUAGUGACAAAGAAAAUCUAAAAUUACUUGUUAUGAAAAGAAUAAGAAAUGACAAAACUAAAGAAAGAUCAAUGUUUCAUGAUCCAUUCAAUAUAACGGGACCAGGCAGCAGAAAAUGUCCAAGAAAUGUGCAAUCAAAUUUAAACACUAUAAGAUUAAAAAACCAUGGCUAUGGCAAAAAUGGGUUUUCUUUAAAAAUUGAGAAUGAUGACAACGAGCUGAGGCUUCAAAUUGUUACAAAAACACCAAAAAUUAAUUCUUCGGAUCAGAAAUCUAGAUUUGGGUUACAAGUACAUAGACCUACUCCCAAAAAUUCUUUUACUGAAUCUCUACCCCUGGUUAACAACACAAUAGGUGAUAUUGAACAAAAAAUAUUCAGUUCUGAACAUACAACAAAAGGACUGAAAGAGCGUUUGGUUCAAAAUUCUAUCCUUAAACAUUUAACAUUUUACAAAAAGAAAAAUACUACAUCAGACAAUCAAAAACUUCACCAAAGUUCUCAAUCAGAAGAGGAAAUUUUCAAUAUGGCAACAAGAUGUGUAACACCACUAAUUUUAAACAACAAUAAAAGUGUAUUGUUGCACUCAAAUAAUGUAAACAAGCCAUCUGCUUAUGUUCUUGAUGAAUGCAAUCACAACUCCACUAAUGCCUCAAAUGUUGAAGGCUUCUUACAUAAGUUGAUUCCAAUUAUGAAUACAGUAAACCAAUUAGAGACUAAAGGUUUUGAAAACAGCAAAACAGGUAGUGGACUUUUGAAAGACUCUGAUAAUGCAACAUACAAAGUUUACAUAGAGUUGAAUAAGGAAUCAGAUGUUAUUAAACUUUUGAAUCAGGAAAAAUCUGCUCUACCUAAACAAUACUCAGAUUUGAUUGAAAAUAAACUGAAUAUCAUUGAUCAGAAAGAUGUGUUAAAAUCCACCAAAAGAGGUUUACCAGACAAACAUAGCUAUGCAACUUCAGACAAUGAGAUUGACAAAGAGUCAUUAGGACCAAGAAAUCAUAUGGAAAAUGAUAACAUUGAACAGGACAUACAGAAAAGAGAGACAUGUGAGUCACAGUUUAGAGGUGGACAAAGCUGUUCAAAUAAGGGACCAGAGCUACCUUGCAAUGCUAAUCCUGAAACCUAUUUUGAAAGUGCUCAUUGUCUACGUUUUAGUGAUUUAUGGUUUAAUGUGUUCAAACUGUUAAAUCCUCGUUUGGAAAACUCAAUUAUGGUUAAAUUAUAUGCAAAACACAAAACAUCUGACAGAAGAGUAUGUUGGGAAAAUCUCUCUAAGAGAUUGCCAGGAAGAGUUGGAACCAUCAAUGAAGUACUGACAGAUGACAUGAAAAGUAUAAUGAUAUCUUACUCAUCUGAUGAUGCGGUGGCUUACAAUCUAGACUGUUCAACAGAUUACAUCUUGGUGCCUCAGCCUCUUUCCAGGCUUUGUAAGGACACUGAGCUGAAGAUUUUGAGCUAUGGAGGACCAGACGAGUAUCUGGUGUUGAAGGAGAAUGAGAUAACAUUUGAUGGUGAGGAAUGUGACAAAGCUGGAGUAAACUAUGCUGCGUUCGCCCGACAACUGCAUCGCUGUCAACAAGAGGCAGGGUCUUGUCUACACAAUCAACCGCUACACUACUGGCGAAGGGACAAGGAAGCAGCCAAAGCUGGAAAAUCUGGACAUUAUUUCCUGAAGAACUUCAUUGAAGUGACAGACCAAGCCAUUCUGCAGAACACCACAAGUAACCAAGUGGUGCUGAGAGCGCCUUACUUUAAGAGGUAUCAGAGCCACGUGGUGAUAGAGAUGAAUGCUGACCACAUUGAGAUUAUUGGUGACAAGUCUGAAGGUCAAAUAACAGAAGUUUAUGCUGAUGCUACAUCAGAGAAAGUAACGAUAGUGAAAGCUGUUGUGACCAACCUCGGUAUUGCAUCAGAUUAUUUUGGAGUGGAUUUUUCAAACUGCACAUCUCGUCUCGGACCGUCAGACUUUGAUAAGCCAGGCAAGGAUGAGAUCCCACCCCAACAUCGCAUCACUUACACCGCCAUGAUAUCCUCCCCUCUCAAAAACAGGAGGGUCGAUUGUAAAAUGGUGUUGUACAACCUGGACCAUGAGGUGGUGGCCUCUCGCCAGAUCAUCAUAGUCCAAGGCCAGCGCUGCAUGUGUGUGUGGCACUGUCAGUGUGUGUGCUACAACCACCCUUCCCAGGGACUGCCUUGCUACCCUCUCUCUGUCAGUGACUACAACAACGCUGGCUUCCCGGGUCAUCUGCCCGUCACUCUUGGAUCAGACUGUUCAACACUGUUUACAGUUCUGCAUGCACUACUUUGGUUUUUUGUAUUUCUUCUUUUGUUUGGGCUUAUCAAGGCUGUUUUGGGACUUUGCAUCUCCAAUGUUGCACUCUGGGGACUGUGGUAUCUUCUGCCAGAUGAAGCUAAGUGUCUUCAGGUCUACCAGGAGCCUCAGUAUGCCUGCUGUCCCCUCGUACGAGACUGUGAUGACUUCCCGAUACAUCCUUACUCCUACAAGAGAUCUCAAGUUCACUUCUUACCCUGGUACUCCGAGUUCAUAGUUAAUGUGUUUUUCUUCAUUUGUGUGUUCCGGAGCUGCAUAUGUGAUUACGGUUUUCCCGGAGGCAAUGCUGGUGGAUAUUACUAUCGGGAUUGUGGCUACACUAAACGCAGAGGAAGGAGCAAGUAUUCACCAGGAAACUCCACUAGGCAUGGAUCUCCUUGUGCCUCAAUAUGUUCCAAAAGGCAAAAUCGCCGGUUUAGAAUGACCGCUGGAGCAGAAGAAGAGUUUUUAAACCCAGAUCCUCAGUUAGUCAGAGAUGAGGCAUGGGCCAAGCACCUGGUGGCUGAGCUGACCCGGGCGUAUGUAGUGUUCCGUGUGCUGACCCGACCUAUGGGAGGGGUCAAGUCAGUCCCUGGGAUCCCUUACUGUAUACGAGGCUUUUUCCUGGAGUCGGACAAUGGAGUCUACGAGUUCACUCCUCCCUCUCCACUGAUGCAGAUCUGGCAGAUGGACGGGUCACCCCUGGACCCUCCUAUGAGGCUGGACCCUGGUCCCUUCCACACUCUCUACCACAGUCCAGGGGAGGUACUGGCAGCUCACGAGCUCAGUCCCUGGGCCAAGGGGGUGGUUAUCAAUGCUCCUUAACAGAUCAAUCAUGGGAAACUCUUCCCUCCAAUAUAGGAAACAAUGUUGAAUAAUCCUUUGGAAUUGUUGAUUUAAAAUCUACAGAGUAAUGUUAUUUUAACUGGAGCAGAUUUUCAAUUGAAGAGGAAUUGUUUAUGAAUUCAUGCUAAUGAAAACAUGUAACUUCUAAUUGCUCUUAAGUAAACAUUAAAAACAGUCUAAAGUAAACCAUUUUGUUGUUCUUUUGAAAUAUUGGGCUAAUUAUCUAUGUUUAUGAAGCUCUAUAAUAAACAGAACUUUUUGU
Molecule: messenger RNA, 4668 nt
Organism: Macrosteles quadrilineatus (aster leafhopper)
Lineage: Eukaryota; Metazoa; Arthropoda; Insecta; Hemiptera; Cicadellidae
Product: hapless 2
Exons: 16
Coding region: 258-4385 (1375 amino acids)
Source: RefSeq, a predicted model, not a curated record